AAAAAAAAACGCGCCUCCGAACAACCGACCCAACCCAGAUCCACCCUGUUCCGUGUGUUACCCAACGGCGGCGCUACCCCUGUCGUCGUCUUCCCGCACGCGUCCGACUCGUCCGAGCGCCGCCCUCCCCCGGCCCCCAGCCUCCAACCUCCAGCCUCCCCUCCCCCUCAUCUCCGUCUCCCGCGCCGCCUACGAGGUAGGGUAAGGUCUUAGGGUUCCGGCAAGAUGGGUGAACGUAAGGUGCUGAACAAGUAUUACCCGCCGGAUUUCGACCCGUCGAAGAUCCCGCGACGGCGGCAGCCCAAGAACCAGCAGAUCAAGGUGCGCAUGAUGCUCCCCAUGAGCAUCCAGUGCGCUACCUGCGGGACAUACAUAUACAAGGGCACCAAGUUCAACUCCAGAAAGGAGGACGUCAUCGGAGAGACGUACUUGGGAAUACAAAUAUUUAGGUUUUACUUCAAGUGUACUAAGUGCUCUGCUGAGAUCACAUUCAAAACAGAUCCUCAGAAUUCUGACUACACAGUGGAAUCGGGGGCUAGUCGCAAUUUUGAACCUUGGCGUGAUCAGGAUGAGGCAGCAGACAAAGAAAAGAGGAAACGAGAUGCUGAGGAGAUGGGUGAUGCAAUGAAAGCGUUGGAAAAUAGAGCAAUGGAUUCAAAACAGGAUAUGGACAUUCUUGCUGCUUUGGAAGAGAUGCGGUCCAUGAAGUCUAGACAUGCUGGUGUCUCUGUUGACCAGAUGCUUGAAAUUCUAAAGCGUUCGGCUCAUGGGAAGGAGGAAAAAGCAAUUGCAGAACUUGAUGAAGAAGAUGAAGAACUUAUCAAAUCAAUCACUUUUCGAAACUCUGGAUUUUAUGUAAAGCGGAUUGAAGAUGACGACGACGACGACGACGAUGACGAUGACGAUUUGGUCCCUGGCCAAUCGAGUAGAACAAUAAAGACCAAUGGAUCUUCUGAACCUGUGACAAAGCCAACAGAUGUUUUAAGCAAAACUAAUGGAUCGGAGGGUGCCAAUAAAGAAGGGAGCAAGAGCUGGAUGCCCAAAUUUAUUGUAAAGCCGAAGUCUGCUAGCGCAGAUCCUCAUAAGAAACAGAAGAUUGAAUCCAUGGCUGUCCAAGACAACGGGAAAGGCCUAGAUGAUGAACAAAAAGGUGAAUCUGCGAAGCAAACCAAUGUUCUCCAGUCCCUGUGCCAGAACUAUGAUAGCGAUGAUAGUGAAUGAGGACACCCCUCUUGAAGCCAUGACAGUCCUGGUUGCCAAUGCUGUAUCAGUCAUCAUUACACCAGAGGUUGACAUGUAGUUCCCCAAACCACUGUGGCAUUGUGCCAUCAUUGUACAUCAUAUCUGUCACAAAUCUCUGAUUGUCAAUGGCUCAACAGCAAGCAUUGACUGUAACAAAUCUGGGCUAUCCAGAUAAAACUGUGUCAUUGGAUAUCUGAAAGGGUUAAGACUUCAUUUGUAAAAAUGAUAGUUGCAGAAAGUUCAAUCUGCAGUUUUCACAAGCUUUUAUGCAGCAAGAGUGAGGUGGUCCAUCUUCUCAACUCACUUUUUUUU
Messenger RNA from Sorghum bicolor (sorghum), 1554 nucleotides. RefSeq names its product coiled-coil domain-containing protein 94. Lineage: Eukaryota; Viridiplantae; Streptophyta; Magnoliopsida; Poales; Poaceae. The transcript is spliced from 8 exons. Gene Ontology annotation, cellular component: U2-type catalytic step 1 spliceosome. The record is from RefSeq and is a predicted model, not a curated record. Gene Ontology annotation, biological process: mRNA splicing, via spliceosome. Bases 226 to 1221 code for a protein of 331 amino acids.